Molecule: messenger RNA, 291 nt
Organism: Didymodactylos carnosus
Lineage: Eukaryota; Metazoa; Rotifera; Eurotatoria; Philodinida; Philodinidae
Source: the annotation of a GenBank genome assembly
AUGACGGAUAAGGUUCGGCAAUCUGAGAAUGAACUUGAACUCGACUUAUCCAAAAAAGUCCAACAACAAGAAUUAGAACUGAAAUUCGAUGUCCAAGAAAAUGAUCAGCUCGAGCACUACAAUCGGCGAACAAAUCUUCGAAUAUUUGGUGUCGAAGAAGAGAAAGGAGAAGAUACGAAUCAAAUAGUAUUGUAUUUAGCGGAAGUACUGGACAUUCCAGUGUUUGAAGAAGAUAUUCCCGGUCGUACAAAAUUUGUCAACCAGUCUAAACGACCAAAUUUUUUACAUUGA